Messenger RNA from Rhagoletis pomonella (apple maggot), 720 nucleotides. RefSeq lists its product as uncharacterized. Bases 130 to 708 code for a protein of 192 amino acids. The transcript is spliced from 2 exons. Lineage: Eukaryota; Metazoa; Arthropoda; Insecta; Diptera; Tephritidae. The record is from RefSeq and is a predicted model, not a curated record.
UUUUCGUAUAGUAAACAAAAUCAGAUGGCAUUGACACCACUUCUGUUGAUAAAUAAAGAUUAACAAUUUUUUAAUAAAUAAUUAUAUUUUUUAUAUCAGCAGUUUUAAUCAUUAAAGCAUACUAGAAAUAUGUCACUUGGUUAUACAUUUCUAGGCUGUCCACUUUUAUUAAAUAUCGAUAAUAAAGAAAUUCUUUAUGAGAUUCUGAACUACUCGAUAGAUGUACUCCUUGGUAAUAGUGACGAGCACCAAAUGGAGAAACAUUGUCACAAGUACGGAUUCCAAAAUGUCCACGAUUUCAUGUUGCUGACGCGCAAGAUUGCCCGAGUCUACAGAUCUCACUACGAGAAUGAGAAUGCCACAGAAGCGGAAUUGCUUUAUGAAUUUAACAAUUUAAGUCCCGAAUUCCAGCGAUUGGUACCAGCUGUAUACGAGGCGCGUAAAUCAGAAAUUGGAAAGUAUAUGAUGCAGCUGCAUAAUGCUCAAGAUCAUCCAUUGGUAUUGUCAUUUGACUACGACGCACGUGUUGUACUCGGUGACAGUAGCUUCGCGCAAAAUUUUCGGGAAUUGGUCCGAAUAUAUUUCCACUGUUGUGAUGCAAAUGGUAAACUAAGUAAAUUGAGCUUUGAAAUGGAUCCAGGCAAAUUGAAUGAAUUUAUUGCUACUUUAGAAUUAUCUUUAGCCACAGAGAAAAAUAAAAUUUGUUAGGCAGAUUUCUAA